GUCUUUUGAGGGAAACCAAAUUACUGAGAGGAAAUUAUUUUUCCCGCGCAUUAUAAUUGAAAUUCUCCGAUCGAUGGCUCGGAAACCCGAUAGCACCGAAGCAAUCGUGCUCAAGUACGUGAACGAGCAAAAUCGGCCUCUAAAUUCUCAAAUUGUGGCUGAUUCUUUACAAAAGUUUAACCUCAAAAAGGCUUCAAUUCAGAAGGCACUGGAUAGCCUUGCUGACAGCGGAAAGAUUUCAUUCAAGGAGAAUGGUAAGCAGAAGAUAUACCUUGCUCGUCAAGACCAGUUCGAUAUCCCCAACAACGAAGAGCUUGCUUCUAUGAAGGAAGAAAAUGUCAAACUGCAGGAACAGCUUGAACAACAAAAGAAAGCAAUCGCUGAAGUUGAGGGAGAAAUCAAAAGUUUGCUGUCAAAUUUAACUCUGGAACAGAUACAAGAAAAGGAAGCAAAACUAAGGAAAGAAGUUAAGGAAAUGGAGGACAAAUUAGUUAAAUUGCGUGGAGGAGUUACCUUAGUUAGGCCAGAGGAGAAAAGGGCAGUUGAAGCCGUGUACUCAGGGAAAAUCAGCCAGUGGAGAAGGCGUAAAAGGAUGUUCAAGGAUCUCUGGGAUGCUAUCACUGAGAACUCACCUAAGGAUCUAAAGGAAUUCAAGGAGGAACUGGGAAUUGAAUAUGAUGAAGAUGUUGGUGUGAAUUUGCAAUCCUUCUCUGAUCUCCUUCAGCAUGGGAAGAAGCGAGCCAGAGGCCAGUAACUUAAUGUGAAGCGUUACCUACUUGGUCAUCAACUCAGACAGAAUUUGGUAUUUCUCUAGAGAUGAAUCAUAAAUCUGUUCCACAUAUUUGUAGAUUCUUCAUCCAUACUAAAUCUAAAUCUUUACUUCUGGAUCCUACAUACAGAGUGAGUUUCUCUUUUUACAUGAGCAUUACAUUCCAAUGUUUUUUCAUUGAGGUAAAGGGUGGAUGAUGCUAGUUUUUAUAGAAUUACGUUUGAAUAAUAUUGCAAGAAAACGCAUUUUUACUUUGAAUCACAGUUUGUAAAUAU
This is a messenger RNA of Durio zibethinus, 1044 nucleotides long. It is a transcript of the gene AHP2, whose product is annotated as Tat-binding protein 1(Tbp-1)-interacting protein (TBPIP). Gene Ontology annotation, molecular function: recombinase activator activity; double-stranded DNA binding. Gene Ontology annotation, cellular component: DNA recombinase auxiliary factor complex; condensed nuclear chromosome. Lineage: Eukaryota; Viridiplantae; Streptophyta; Magnoliopsida; Malvales; Malvaceae. The record is from RefSeq and is a predicted model, not a curated record. Gene Ontology annotation, biological process: meiotic joint molecule formation; homologous chromosome pairing at meiosis; meiotic strand invasion involved in reciprocal meiotic recombination.